Messenger RNA from Chinchilla lanigera (long-tailed chinchilla), 2585 nucleotides. RefSeq names its product coiled-coil domain containing 62 (gene Ccdc62). The coding region runs from base 298 to 2169 and encodes 623 amino acids. Lineage: Eukaryota; Metazoa; Chordata; Mammalia; Rodentia; Chinchillidae. The transcript has 13 exons. The record is from RefSeq and is a predicted model, not a curated record.
GCCGGCGGAACCCGGCUUCAGCUCCGCCUCGGGGCCCGGGGGGACGCUUUGACGGUGACAGCUGGCAUUUUAGCGCGGUGUCCCGCUCGGUGGCGCUCGCCCUCCUGGCGAGUGCGGGGCGCCCUUAAUUCCGUCUAAACAGUCCCGAAGGGAAUUGCCAGAGUCUGCAUUCGUCAGGAUGGGAGAUAAACGAACAACAUCGGGUCAGACAGUGAGAAUUCCACCAUUGAGAAACAGCGCAAGGAGCUGCAGCUGCUCAUCGGAGAACUGAAAGACCGGGAUAAAGAGCUCAACGACAUGGUGGCGGUGCAUCAGAGGCAGCUGCUGUCUUGGGAGGAGGACCGGCAGAAAGUGCUGACGCUGGAGGAGCGCUGCAGCAAGCUGGAAGGUGAACUGCAUAAGAGAACCGAAAUAAUCAGGUCACUCAUGAAGAAGGUCAAAGUCCUGGAGUCCAACCAGAUGGAAUGUCAGACUGCUCUUCAGAAGACUCAGCUGCAGCUUCAGGAGAUGGCUCAGAAGGCAACGCACUCUUCCCUCCUCUCUGAAGACCUUGAGGCUAGGAACGAGAACCUCAGCAACACGUUAGUGGAACUUUCUGCUCAGGUGGGACAAUUACAAGCUAGAGAACAGGCUCUCACUACAAUGAUAAAGCUCAAGGACAAAGAUAUUAUUGAGGCAGUCAAUCACAUUGCGGAUUGUUCGGGUAAAUUUAAAUUGUUAGAGCAUGCUUUGCGUGACGCUAAGAUGGUGGAGAGCUCUAUCGUGAAAGAAAAGCAAGAUUACAAGCAGAAGCUGAAGGCACUCAAGAUUGAAGUCAGUAAACUAAAAGAGGACCUGAAUGAAAAGACGACAGAAAACAAUGACCAGAGGGAAGAGAUCAUCCGCCUCAAGCAGGAGAAGAGCUGUCUGCAUGAUGAAUUGGUCUUCACCGUAGAAAGAGAGAAGAGGAAAGAUGAGUUACUGGACAUUGCCAAGUCAAAGCAAGAGCGUACAAACUCGGAGCUCCACAACCUGAGACAGAUUUAUGUAAAACAACAGAGUGAUCUGCAGUUUCUUAAUUUCAAUGUGGAAAAUUCUCAGCAAUUUAUACAGAUAUAUGACUCAAAGAUGGAAGAAUCAAAGACCCUGGAAUCCAGCGGAGACAUGUGUUUAUCAGACCUUGAAAACAGCCAUCCAAAAGUUGGCAUUAAGGGAGAGAAGUCACCGCUUAAGGACAACUUCGAGGCCUUGCUGGCUCAGCACAAUCGGUCAGAGAAGAGCCCUUGCGAUGUUUGCAAAGAGAAGAGACUACAGAUCAGUACCGCGCUCGGGGAAAAAAGUGUAAUUACUCUCUCGUCUCUGUUCACCAAAGACUUCACGGAGAAACAGAAGUCUUGGCCUCUGGGUGGGAAAAUCUCGAUUGAACCUGAAAGCAAAAUUGCAUCGUGCACGGCCCACGCAAAAUCCCCGAAGGAUAACGGAGCCGCGUUCCAGCGCGCAGAGGCCGAGCCCUCGGCAGCGUGCGCGCCGCCGGCAGAGAAGCCCUGGCGCGCAGGCGACGUCUGCCCGGGCCUGGCCGGCGCCUUCGCCCACAGACAAGCGGAAAAGCGGGACGGGGACGCUCGCGAGCCCCUGGCAAGGCCUGACAUCCGGUGCUGCCUGAAAAGCGAAGGCUGCCCGGAGGACAGUGACGUGUGUGACCCCGCGUGCUGCCACCCGAGUAACCUGGUUGUCGAGGCCCCCGGCCACAUGUCGGAUGCGGAGUGGAUAAACAUUUUCAAGCCUUCCAAAACGCAAAGACUCGUUCUCCAGAAAACUGUAUGCACGUGUUCCGGGAGCGUCGGCGGAGGAGACUGUAACUCCUUGGCGAGUGAGCUGACUGCCAUCCAACGGUCCCAUUGUUUGGCAAAGUGCACAGCGAGGGAAGAUGAGACAGAGGCCUCUCCUGAUGAAAAGAGCUCACCCACAAGUUUGUUAAUCAACAAAGAUGCAGCACUGGCCAGCGAAAAGGACGACUUCUCACCCACGAGCAAGCUGCAGCGGCUGCUGGCCGAGUCCCGGCAGAUGGUCACCAACCUGGAGCUGAGCACGCUGCUGCCCCUCGGCGGCCAGGACCGCGGCAGCGGCACCAGAAGCAACUUAGAAAUCUCAGAAGAGUCAGCUCCGAAGAACACCUUGGUCAGACCCUGAAGAAAACAAAGUCCAGUCCAGUGUUCACAGAAGUCCGGGAGACUGGUGCCCGCAGCGAGGUGGACGCAGCGUGAGGCCUGUGCGCCUUCCCGGCGGCAUCUGACGCCGAGGGCCGAGGGGGCUGCUGCCCGGCCUGGAGACCCCCAACUGCGGCAUCGGCCGCCCUCGCCGGGAGCCCUGCGCCCUGCUGCGCCCUGUUGUGCCCAGCCGCGGCCGCGGCCUCGGGGCUUUGGGCCUUGUCCGCCCUGCUCUCGGGGACAGGCUCCGGGAGAUCGAGCUUCGUAUGGGUUUUUAUAUUAAAGAACAAAACACCUCCAUUUUAACUUGUAAUUUAAUUUUUUUAAAGAAAAUGCCUCUGUGUCCCUUCUAAGAGAGCUGAUCAGUUUCAGUCAAUAAAAACUAUUUUUAAUAGUAAA